AUGUCACAGCACAGGCAGUCCCUCGUGGACGGCCCCGCGAGCUCACGGGCGUCCAUUGUGAGCGUAGCGCAGCUGCCGCGCCGGACCGAGACGGGCGAUUUCAACCGCGCCCUGCCCCGGAUGCCGCUGCGCGUGCCGCAAAAGAAUGCCCGGCGCAGCCUGCCGCCCGGCGGGAUACCACCGGUGUCACCGCACAACCUGCCGUCUCCCACCGAGAGCACCCUGUACCCGUCCGAGCCCCCAACCCCGACGUCGCCGCCCGUCUCGCCGCUCAAGCUGACAGCAGCGGCGUCAUCGGAGACGAGCGAGCUGAACAGCCCGUCCGGGUCGAUCCUGGCGCUGCAGAAGCUGGCGGACGGCGAGAAGCCGGCGGACGACAAGGAGUGGCUCGACCACCGGCGGCGGCGGUGCCGGUUCAUGCUCGUCGUGGGCGUCUUCAUGGCCGUCGUGGCCGGUCUCGCCGUCGGUCUCGCCGUCGGCCUGAGCAACGGCAAUGCCAAGUACAGCACACCGUCGUCGUCCACCACCACCACCACCACCGCCGCCGCCGCCGCCGUCUUCCCCGCCGGCGCGUACAGCUUCGACACGUACCUCCGCGAGAACAGCACCGGCUGCACCUCACGCGCCUCCACGUGGCGCUGCUACCCCGAGACCGGCGGCCCCGGCUCCCGCGCCACCUUUCACUGGACCGUGCAAUCCUCCGGCCCCGGCCCCUCCUCCUACUACGUCUCCGGCACCGGCGAGGAGCCCUUUGGCCCGACCUUUGCCAACUUGCCCGCCACCAUCCUCGACGCCGACCGGCCGACCGAGCGCCUCACCUUUGCCUUUGCCGCCAACGCCACCGUGACGCCGGCCGACGGGGGCCGGGUGGCCAACUGCACGUACACGGGGGUCGUCUUCCGGGCCACGCUGUGGACGCGUCGCCGGGGAGGGCAGGCGUUCGCGGCGCCCACGCACCAGGCGGCGUACGCGCCGUGGCCGGGUGACCUGGAGGUGGUGCAGUACAAGAACUCGACGAUUGGCGAGCCCGUGUGCGUUGAUGCGCAGGGGAGGGGCGUGGCGGACGUGCAGGCGGCGGGAGGGAGCUGUCUGUGCCGGUACACGAGCACGUCCCUGAGCUGA
Molecule: messenger RNA, 1122 nt
Organism: Cordyceps fumosorosea ARSEF 2679
Lineage: Eukaryota; Fungi; Ascomycota; Sordariomycetes; Hypocreales; Cordycipitaceae
Exons: 2
Coding region: 1-1122 (373 amino acids)
Source: RefSeq, a predicted model, not a curated record